Messenger RNA from Aureobasidium namibiae CBS 147.97, 2046 nucleotides. RefSeq lists its product as uncharacterized. Gene Ontology annotation, molecular function: DNA-binding transcription factor activity, RNA polymerase II-specific; zinc ion binding. Lineage: Eukaryota; Fungi; Ascomycota; Dothideomycetes; Dothideales; Saccotheciaceae. The record is from RefSeq and is a predicted model, not a curated record. The annotation marks the transcript as partial. Gene Ontology annotation, biological process: regulation of DNA-templated transcription. The transcript is spliced from 2 exons.
AUGGGACGCAAGCCGAACGCGUUGAUCCUCGAGUUUUUCGAGAGAGGCGCCAAACUGGCCGACCAGAGCAACAGAUACGAACACAGCUGCAAAAGAUGCGGUCAAGUCUUCCCCAAAGGUAGACCCGACAGUCUGACACGCCACUUGUUCGAGAAAUGCCCAAACAUCACCGACGAGGACCGCUCACGCGCUCUAUGGCAGCCUGCCGACAAUUACAUGGCCUCAAACAACUCGACUCCUCAGUCCGAGGGACACGUUCCUCUGAUGCCACGCCGCGAACCCUCGGGUCUGGACGCGCUCGCCGAAGUCUCCCGCCAACUGCAGGCUAAUGGGCAGCACGAAGAGGCUCUGGUAGCCCAGCUGCGACAGCACAUGGAUCAAGAGAACAAGGACAACGGCCCCUUGUUACACGCUGCCAGUGUAGCCAACGACAUGGCUCACCACAUUCCCAUGAAAUCGAGAAAGCGCAGAGCCGAAUCAGACGUCGCUCCACCGCAGCGUCAACCCCCACACCCACCAGUUGAUCCCCAACUCCAGCAGCAUGACGACUACUCAUCUUUCGUCAACCACUCUCUCGACGACACUUCUGCUCACCAGUCGCCCCAGCCUCAGUCCCAGCAACCUCAACAGCCUCAGCAGUCGCAACAGCCACAGCAGCACCAGCAAUCACACCAACUCCCGCAGCAGUCUGCCCAGCAAGCACCACACUACCUAGGCCAACCACAGACACACCAGCUAGCACAGUCUGCUGACGAGAAUUCGCAUGUCUCCCGACCAUCCUCACAGACACCUCCACAACGAACACAGGAUGGCAUUCCGCCAAGCCACGCUGAGUCGCCAGCCUUUACUGUCAACCAUGGUGGCUUUGGUCUGCUCCAACGCGCCAACAAGAACAAAGUGCGGGGCAGAUUCACCGAGGAGAGACGCAAGGAGGUCCAGACUGUGCGUAAGAAGGGCGCCUGUCUCCGCUGCCGCAUGUUGAAGAAGCCCUGCUCCGAGGGAACUCCUUGUGGCACCUGCCAGAACAUUGAGAGCGCAAGACUUUGGAAGAACGCGUGUAUUCGCUCUCGCAUCGCCGAAGAAUUCACCCUUUAUUCGUCUUCGCUCUUCCAUGCCAAAGAUCACCACACCGUCCUUACUGCCCUGCAGCGUGUCGAGCCUAUGCAAUUGCCUGGCAGAAUCGAGGUCACUCUUUUCCCUGACACAAACAUCUACGCCACCUUCCCUGCUCUCAUGACGCCGCCUACAGCUCCCUCGCUCGUCUUCAUGCUCAAUUACAGACGUGACCCUGACACGUUAGCCGCUACCUUAGAGCGCUAUCUGCACAUGGUCAUCAUGCAAUGCAUCUCACGCGAGCCUUCGACUUUCAUGCGCUCCACCCUCGAGGUGGCUACUGAGCUCAGUGUUGAUCACAACGAUGUUCUUCUGGGGAAGCUUAUUAACCUCUGGGCUGCUACCAACAUUCUGAUCUCAAACGAGCCCAUCUGGUCUAUCUACUACGAACCCAACCAUCCUCCGGUCAUGGAAGCUGUUCACGGCGAGCAUGCCGAGGAAGGUGCGUCCGCUACUCGAGAGAAGGAUCACUCGGAUCGCAAGGCUUUCCCACCAGACACUACCGACUAUCUUGUUAUCUAUGCACAGCUGCAGCACGCCGCCGAGAGGUACUGUCAGAAGCAGGCCAAGUUCGUCAUGAACGAGCUUGAACGCCGUCUCUUGCAACGUCAACAGUCUUCCUCGUUCCUUACCUUCCUUGCCGCCGUGAUUUUACUCAACUGCGUCGAGCGCAUGACAGGCCUAUACAGGUCGUUCGACCCUGCUGGCCCUUCUUCGAACGAUGACAUCCACGCCCAGCUCACCACGGCUAACGACAACAACGAGGAAUCCUCUCAUCAGCCCGUCGCCUCUCCAGGCGAACUUUCAGACCGUCCAGUAGACUGGCUCUUGGAAGAAGCACCCAACCACUAUUGGCCCCAGGGCGAUUCCUUCAGCAACCUCGUCCAUCUGCUCCUCCGCAUGCGUGGUCUGCCCCCAGCCACUUUGGUCCGC